Notechis scutatus (mainland tiger snake) is the source of this 4040-nucleotide messenger RNA. NCBI's taxonomy places the organism in Eukaryota, Metazoa, Chordata, Lepidosauria, Squamata, Elapidae. The record is from RefSeq and is a predicted model, not a curated record.
ACUCCGAAAAGAGGCGCGGGAGAAUCCGCUCGGCGUCGGUGCGGUCCGGCCUCUGCCCGCGGCUCCCCCGUGUUGCUUUUCGGCCGGAAGAUUUCAUUGGGACUUCAGGUGCUGGAAGGAAAUGCUUCUGGAGCACCUCUUCGCUCUUUCUCGUGGCUUCUGCUUCUGAGCCUCUCUCUUCUUUGUCAAGAUCCCAAGGCGUGGAGGAACUUUCAGCGUUUCGCUUCGAUGUGCUCCUGCCAGCAAAUAUGGUUGUCUGUCCUUUGCCUGCAUUUCCUUUCGCUGCUUCUUCUGUCGGACGGAGCUACCAGAGUCUACUACGUGGGGAUCCGCAGUGGGGAGUGGAACUAUGCUCCGCUGGGAAAGAAUGCAAUCACUGGACAAAGCAUUGCAAAUGACUCUGUAGCUUCCAGUUUCCUCCAACCUGCCAAGGACAGGAUAGGUGGGAUUUACAGGAAAUCAAUGUACAAGCAAUACUCUGAUUCUACAUACACAUUAGAGAUAUCCAAGCCUGCCUGGCUGGGAUUCCUUGGGCCCGUCAUACGAGGUGAAGUGGGAGACACCAUUACUGUGCACCUGAAAAAUUUUGCCAGCCACCCAUUCAGCAUUCACCCCCAUGGUGUCUUCUACACAAAGGAUUCAGAAGGGGCCUUGUAUCCUGAUAGGUCCUCUGGAGAUCAUAAGGCAGAUGAUGCUGUCCCACCAGGAGGAAACCAUACUUACACGUGGACGGUUCCUGAGGCCCAUGGCCCAACUGCUGAUGAUCCAGCCUGUUUAACGUGGAUCUAUCAUUCCCAUGUUAACGCACCAAAAGAUAUUGCCAGCGGCUUAGUUGGGCCUUUGCUUAUAUGUAAACAAGGAACUCUGAAAACGCUACCUUCAAGACGCCAUGAUGUGGAUCUUGAUUUCUUCCUGAUGUUUAGUGUGGUGGAUGAGAAUGAAAGUUGGCACCUGGAUGAAAACAUUGCUUCCUUCUGCACUGAGCCAGACUCGGUUGACAAGGAAGAUGAAGAGUUCAGAGAAAGCAACAGAAUGCAUGCCAUUAAUGGUUUCAUCUUUGGGAACCUCCCUGAGGUCACAAUGUGUGCCGGAGAUCGGGUCUCGUGGCAUCUCUUUGGGAUGGGCAAUGAGAUUGAUGUCCAUACUGCCUUCUUCCAUGGACAGACACUGAUCAGUCGAGGACACCGGUCCGAUGUGGCCUCCCUUUUCCCAGCAACCUUCGUGGCAGCUGAAAUGGUCCCUCACAAUGUUGGGAAAUGGCUGUUGACCUGUGAGGUUUCUGACCACUUGCAAGCGGGAAUGGAGGCUCUUUAUGAAGUAAAGCGUUGCUCCUAUCAGGAUUCAGGACCUGCCCUAAAAGGGAAACUCCGUCAAUACUACAUAGCAGCCAAAGAAGUGCGUUGGAAUUAUGGGCCUUCUGGAUUAGACCCAAGUACAGGGAAAAGCCUGCAUGAGCCAAACAGUUUCUCACAGCUGUUCUUUAAGCAAAAUGCCAGUCAACUUGGAGGGACAUACUGGAAAGCCAAAUACGUUGAAUAUACGGACGGGACUUUUCGUGUGGAGAAAGAGCAGACGGAGGAAGGAAAGCACCUUGGGAUACUUGGUCCAGUGAUCAAAGCCGAAGUAGGUGACACCAUUCAGGUGACCUUUGCCAACAAAGCCUCGUGGCCUUUCAGCAUCCAGCCCCACGGUGGGUUUUACAGGAAGCCGCGGGAAGAAGCCCCAUACCAGGAUGACCUACUCAAAAACGGAGCAUCCAUCAAGCCAUUUGGCAACUUCACUUAUCUCUGGGUGCUACCGCCGCAUGUUGGCCCCACAGCUUCUGACCCCCCCUGCCUGACCCGGAUGUAUUCUUCUGCAGUGGAUCCCACAAGAGACAUCAACUCUGGCUUAGUGGGGCCCUUACUCAUCUGUAGGCCCGGCACGCUCAAUGAGAGAAACAAGCAGAAAGGCAUUGAUAAAGAGUUUUACCUUUUGUUUGGUGUGUUUAAUGAAAACCUAAGCUGGUAUCUGAACACAAAUCGGAAGUAUCUGAAAUACACAUUGGGGAAAGAAGAACUGUUUGAGGAUCACAUCUUCAAAGAGUCCAAUAGAAUGCAUGCCAUCAACGGAUUCCUCUUUGGAAAUUUGCCUCUCCUGGAUACGUGCAAGGGAGAUACCAUUUCCUGGCACCUGCUGGGUUUUGGCAGUGAAACCGACGUUCAUGGGGUUGUUUUCCAAGGAAACACCAUCUUGAUGAACGGGAUGAGGCGAGAUACAGCCAGUCUCUUCCCUCACACCUUUGCCACAGCCCUCAUGCAGCCCGAUAACCAAGGCACUUUCGGUGUGUACUGUCAGACCAGCAACCACUAUCAGAACGGGAUGAGAGGCCGUUACUCUGUUCGGCAGUGUGGAGAAGAGGCCUAUUUUCCAGGCCGACAGUAUGGGACAGUGAGGACCUUUUACAUCAUGGCAGAGGAGAUGGAGUGGGACUAUGCCCCAGACCGCAGCUGGGAGUCGGAAAGGCACAACAGCUCCGGAGAGGAAAGGAAUUUUGAAAUUCACAGGUAUGGUGACAUAUUUCUCAACCAUGAGAAUGGACGACUGGGCUCCCGGUACAAGAAAGCUGUUUAUAGGGAAUACACAGACGGGACAUUCCAGACGCCAAAGAACAGAACGGAUGCUGAGCAACAUCUGGGGAUAUUAGGUCCCUUUAUUUGGGCAGAAGUGGGAGAUGUGUUGAACAUAGUUUUUAGGAACAAUGCCACGCAGCCUUACUCCAUUCACGCCCAUGGAGUCCUGGAAAAGAACCACAGGGACUCCAAGACAGCAAUGCCUGGAGAAAUUGUAACCUAUCAAUGGGAUGUUCCUGAAAGAUCUGGUCCAGGACCAAACGAUUCAGCCUGUUUGAGUUGGAUCUACUAUUCCACAGUGGAUCGUGUCAAGGAUUUGUACAGUGGGCUCGUUGGCCCCUUGAAAGUUUGUCGUAAAGGGACCCUGGAUUCUAACGGGAGAAGGAAAGGUGUGAGCAAGGAAUUCGCCCUCCUCUUUUUGGUUUUUGAUGAAAAUCAGUCUUGGUACCUUGAGGAGAAUGUGAAGAUUUAUGUCCAAGGGGAUUGGAACCGUUCCCACCAGCAGGACGAAGAAUUUAUGGAAAGCAACAAAAUGCAUGCAAUCAAUGGUAAAGUAUAUGCAAACUUGCCUGGCCUGGAGAUGUGUGAAGGAGACUGGGUGAACUGGUAUUUGCUGGGAAUGGGCCAGGAGAUUGACGUACACACUGUUCACUUCCAUGCAGAGACAUUCAUCUACCGGAAUGGCAAGAGUUACCGGGCUGAUGUGGUGGAUCUCUUCCCUGGGACCUUUGAGAUGGUGGAGAUGCAGGUUGGCAAUCCUGGCACCUGGCUUCUUCACUGCCACGUGGCUGACCAUAUCCAUGCUGGCAUGGAGACGCUUUUCACAAUCCUACCCCGCCAAGAUUCAGAACAUUGCGGUUACAAUGUGUUCAAAAUUACAGCAGAAACUUCUGAAGAGGUAGCUGGGGAUCCUUCUGUAGAAGACCCUGCGGAAGCUUCUGAAGAAAAUAUCUCCCAUGACAUAACUUUGUUUGGCUCAAGGCUAGACCACGAACACGUAGAAGCGGCAAUUAUUACCCUUGCGGUGGCUGGGGUGGUGCUCUUCAUCACCGCCAGCGCUCUUCUUGGAGUGAUCGUUCACCUCAAGAGACAGAAGAGGCUGAGACGCAACAAGCGGUCUAUAUUGGAUGAAAGCUUCAAACUGAUGCGAAGUCAAAAGCAUGACCUUUAGAGAAGAAUGGAAGAGAUCCUGGAAGCUUUUAAGCCAGGAAGUAGUAGUGAAAAUGGCCCAGAAUAGGAUUUAGCAAUCAUUUUCUGAAAAUUCAAUAACAAAUUUUACUAGUAAGUCCUUCUGCCUGUUAUAUCCACUCUACAUUUUAAGGUUUCAGGUAUCCCAAGAACUCGGAUGGAUUCCCAGAUCCUUCGUUGAAUGACAGGACAGAACCUUAAGUAAAGCCCUCCAGAGUUAUGGGCGGACAAUACAUUUGA